This is a messenger RNA of Xyrauchen texanus (razorback sucker), 1671 nucleotides long. RefSeq lists its product as uncharacterized. NCBI's taxonomy places the organism in Eukaryota, Metazoa, Chordata, Actinopteri, Cypriniformes, Catostomidae. The coding region runs from base 123 to 1307 and encodes 394 amino acids. The transcript is spliced from 8 exons. The record is from RefSeq and is a predicted model, not a curated record.
CCUUCCUCUCUCCACUUUUGCCUCUGAGAAUCACAACAGCAUCUUUGAACCUUCAGAUUUUAUACAAGAAUCCAAGGUGCCAGGAAGACAAGCAAUUCUUGGGUUUCAGUCACGUGAUUGUGAUGACGCACGAAGGCGUGGCGAUUUCAGAUGGAGGGCAGGAAGUAAACAUGGAGAAUACGUCUAUGGAGGAAACCGUUGCGGAGAGUCCGUAUUGUACGAAUUUAGAACCAGUUUCAAGAAAUAGAUACAAGGAGUUAGUAAACGCAUAUGUUGGACGUGACCCGUUCCUCAUGAAGAUGAGUGAGUUUUCGGUCGAACUUGAAGAUUUGCCGACAGUGGAGGCUGUUGACAUCACCAACUAUCUGGUCCUUCAGACAUCGUACUACACCAGACAGCAAAUGAAGGCAUAUAAAAGUCUGGAGGCGUACAACUUUUUUGUCAGCGGGUGGGUCCACAACCUCGGUACCAAACGGCUCCACGAUGAUCAUCGUUUGGUCUUCGCUAGGACUGACAAUCGUUUCUCAGAGAUCAGGCGAAACAUCUCUGAAGACCUGGAUUAUUGCGAAGGAGGAUGGAGAAGUCAUUGCAGCUCAUUGCAAUUGCAUGGCAGGACUAUCAGAAUCGUGUUCUCAUGUAGGGGCAGUUCUUUUUCCAUUGAAGUUGGGGUAAAGAUGCGAGAUACAGCUUCCUGCACAACAGAGCAGUGCAAGUGGCUGAUGCCAUCACAUGUAAAAAAGAUUCCUGCUGCUCCAGUAGCUCUGAUCGACUUCUCCUCUGCUAAAGCCAAAAAAAAAAAAAGCUUGACCGUUCUAUUGAUGGCAGGACAACAGAAAACCAGUUAUGGAUGCAAACAUGAAGCACAAGCCAGAGGAGUCUAUGAGAAGCUGAUGGGUCGGGAGCAUGCAGGCUUCUCCUGUAUGGACAGUGGUCUCUGGCUGAACCCCAAGUGGCCAUACAUGGGGUCCUCCCCUGAUGGGAUUGUUGCUUGUGACUGUCACGGAACUGGCAUCUGCGAGAUUAAGUGUCCACACUCUCACCAAGAUGAAGCCAAUCUGCGCUUGUGUGCUGGGGAAAAGGGCUUCUGCCUCAUCAAUGAUGGGGAUAAUGUCAUGCUGGACCGGACUCAUGACUACUACUACCAAAGUUCAUUUUUGUUGAAAGGAUUUUGCCCGAUCUUGAACUUUGGGAUGAUGUUAUCCCUAAAGUUGAGUGCUUUUUUAGAAACGGUAUACUUCCAGAAAUACUGGGACAGCAAGUUACAAACUCACAUGUGUAAUGUAAUGAAAGGAUCCAGGCACUCUUGAAAGUGGGCUGUGUGAUAUUGCUGUUAUAUCAAUACGGUUGUAUGAGACAAGAUUACAUUUUGACUAUUGUUAUGAGUGUGGUCUUUGUGAGUUCUGGCUGUUGUAUAAUUUAAAUGAAAAGAUUAAAUGCCAUUGAGAAGACGGAAUUAUACAUGGUGGUUUAUUUACAAGAUUAGAUUUGUCAACAAUUGUUAUAAUAACAAGAACAUGGUGUGCAAUAACAGAUUAGAAUCCAUUUCAUUACAUAUAAUACAUAUAGCCAGUACAAUUGGACUAGUGGAUAAAAGUAUUACACCUGUUGAAAACAUAUUAACAGACUGAUAUGUGUCGGGGCUCAGGUACUACUACUCCCUGUCCUCUUACU